Messenger RNA from Zingiber officinale, 591 nucleotides. RefSeq names its product U-box domain-containing protein 17-like. Bases 1 to 591 code for a protein of 196 amino acids. Gene Ontology annotation, biological process: protein ubiquitination. The record is from RefSeq and is a predicted model, not a curated record. The transcript is spliced from 3 exons. Gene Ontology annotation, cellular component: nucleus; cytoplasm. NCBI's taxonomy places the organism in Eukaryota, Viridiplantae, Streptophyta, Magnoliopsida, Zingiberales, Zingiberaceae. Gene Ontology annotation, molecular function: ubiquitin-protein transferase activity.
AUGGAGAUCAAACAGAUGGAAUGUGAUGUAGCUGAUGGUCUAGUGGAUGAGAGGUGGGCAAUUGUCAUGGUGGCACUAGCCUCGAUCCUUCAGUAUGGCAGCUAUGUUAUCUUUGGCACUUUGACUCCGCAAUUGGGUUCCUCUUCCGGUGACAGCAAGUUGCCCCUUUCGGCCACAGAGGAUCUUAUGGUGCCAGAUGAUUUCAAAUGCUCUAUAUCACUAGAGAUGAUGCGUGAUCCGAUGGUUGUGGCCAUUGGGCAGACAUAUGAUAGGGAUUCCAUUGCCUGUGCUGAGACAACUAUAUUCCCUUUGAUGGAUCCGACAACGCCAUGGAAUAAGAUGACUGUUUCGACUGACAACGCUUCCACCCACACUAAGACUAACAAAGCAACCCUCGAGGCGGAUGAGUUCGCUACGGCAUCACUGACAGAUGAUGUGCACUGGAUCGUCGAUGAGCUCCAGCUUUUGGUUAACGUCGCGACUGUCUUGCUCAACCUAUCGAUUUUGGAAGCCAACAAGUGGCGCAUCAUGCACACAAAUGAUGUCAUCAACGACAUCGUCCACGUUCUAGUAGAUGGUGUCUCGUGGUAG